Messenger RNA from Prionailurus viverrinus (fishing cat), 3994 nucleotides. RefSeq names its product platelet derived growth factor C (gene PDGFC). Gene Ontology annotation, biological process: positive regulation of ERK1 and ERK2 cascade; positive regulation of protein autophosphorylation; positive regulation of cell population proliferation. Gene Ontology annotation, molecular function: growth factor activity; platelet-derived growth factor receptor binding. The coding region runs from base 1249 to 2286 and encodes 345 amino acids. Gene Ontology annotation, cellular component: membrane. The record is from RefSeq and is a predicted model, not a curated record. NCBI's taxonomy places the organism in Eukaryota, Metazoa, Chordata, Mammalia, Carnivora, Felidae. The transcript is spliced from 6 exons.
CAGGGGCCGCUCCGGCUGCAUUCCUCGCCUGGGCCGUUUAGGUCCUGUCUGCAGCGAGCCCCGCAGCACCCCCUGUCUGUGCCAGCACCUGUUGGACCGCCAGUUGGCGGCCCGAGUCGGCGCGAGCGGACGCGGCCCGGGGCUGCCCCUCCCGGAGGCGCCGACCCUCGCCCGCCCCUGCGGCCGCCCGCGGGAGAGCGGCUCAGCCUCCCCCGCUCGCCAGGCGCGCGCUCCGCCCGGGCUCUGCCCACGGCCCCCUCCUCCCGACUGCCGCCGGCUGGGGGAAGGUAGAGAAGGGGAGGGGACAAGCCGGAGCCUUGGGCCGCCGGCCUUCUCUCUCUCUCCCCGGUGCCGAGACGCCGCGCGGAGCCCCGAGGUUUGCGCGGAGCCCGAGGCGUGGGGGGAGGGGACCGGGUACGACUGGAGCCCCGCGGUGACCCCGAGCUGCCGAAUUUCCCUUGGCUUCGAGGAGCGGGGGACGCACCCAAACAAGGUGAACUUUGGUCGCGGAAAACUCCAGCCAGGUGCCGGGAUCCGUGCUGCUGCGGCGGUCGGGACCGGGCGCAGGCUGCGCGCCGGGCUGGGGAGCGGGAGCCCAGCGGCCUCCCUCCGCCGGCGCCCGGGGCGGCCUCGGCCCGGAGCCCCCCGGCCUCGCUCCGGCUCCGCGGCCCCGGGGACCCGCCGCGGCGCCCUAGCCUUGUUUCUUCCCCCUCCCCCUUCGGGGGUGGGGGUGGGGCGGGGGAGAGGGGCGCCCGGAGAGCGCAUCUAUUGGCAGCUUUGUUAUUGAUCAGAAACUGCUCGCCGCCGACUUGGCUUCGGGCUGGCUUCGCUCGACCCUUGAGUUUUCGCCUCUGUCCUGUCCCCCGAACUGACAGGUGCUCCCAGCAACUUGCUGGUGACUUCUCGCCGCUCCCCCGGCUCCCCCGCGUCCCCACCCCCUCUUUCCUCCCUCGCCUUCACCCCCACCCCCACCACUUCGGCACAGCUCAGGAUUUGUUUAAACCUUGGGAAACUGGUUCAGGUCCAGGUUUUGCUUUGAUCCUUUUCAAAAACUGGAGACACAGAAGAGGACUCUAGGAAAAAGUUUUGGAUGGGAUUAUGUGGAAACUACCCUGCGAUUCCUUGCUGCCAGAGCAGGCUCGGCGCUUCCACCCCAGUGCAGCCUUCCCCUGGCGGUGGUGAAAGAGACUCAGGAGUAGCUGCUUCCAAAGUGCCCGCCGUGAGUGAGUUCUCGCCCCAGUCAGCCAAAUGCUCCUCUUCGGGCUUCUCCUGCUGACAUCUGCCCUGGCCGGCCAGAGACACGGGACUCAGGCUGAGUCCAACCUGAGUAGUAAAUUCCAGUACUCCAGCAACAAGGAACAGAACGGAGUACAAGAUCCCCAGCAUGAGAGAAUUAUUACUGUGUCUACUAAUGGAAGUAUUCACAGCCCGAGGUUUCCUCAUACUUAUCCAAGAAAUAUGGUCUUGGUAUGGAGAUUAGUAGCAGUAGAAGAAAAUGUUUGGAUACAGCUUACAUUUGAUGAGAGAUUUGGGCUUGAAGACCCAGAAGAUGACAUAUGCAAGUAUGAUUUUGUAGAGGUUGAAGAACCCAGUGAUGGAACUAUUUUAGGACGCUGGUGUGGUUCUGGUACAGUGCCAGGAAAACAGAUUUCUAAAGGAAAUCAAAUCAGGAUAAGAUUUGUAUCUGAUGAAUAUUUUCCUUCUGAACCGGGGUUCUGCAUCCACUACAACAUUGUCAUGCCACAAUUCACAGAGGCCGUGAGCCCUUCAGUGUUACCCCCUUCAGCUUUGCCUCUGGAUCUGCUUAAUAACGCUGUCACCGCCUUUAGUACCUUGGAAGAUCUUAUUCGGUAUCUUGAACCAGAUAGAUGGCAAUUGGACUUGGAAGAUCUGUACAGGCCAACUUGGCAACUUCUUGGCAAAGCUUUUGUUUUUGGAAGAAAAUCCAGAGUGGUGGAUCUGAACCUUCUAAAAGAGGAGGUAAGACUAUACAGCUGCACACCUCGUAACUUCUCGGUGUCCAUAAGGGAAGAACUAAAGAGAACCGAUACCAUUUUCUGGCCAGGUUGUCUCCUGGUUAAACGCUGUGGUGGAAACUGUGCCUGCUGUCUCCACAACUGCAAUGAGUGUCAGUGCGUCCCGAGUAAAGUCACUAAAAAAUACCAUGAGGUCCUUCAGUUGAGACCAAAGAGUGGUGUCAGGGGAUUGCAUAAAUCUCUCACGGACGUGGCCCUGGAGCACCACGAGGAGUGUGACUGUGUGUGCAGAGGGCACACAGGAGGAUAACCGCAUCAGCACGCACAGCCUCUCCCAGAGCAGUACAGCUCAGUGGCUGAUCUGUUAGAGAACUUGCGCAUUAUCUCCAUCCGUAAUCUCAGUUGUUUGCUUCAGGGACCUUUCAUCUUCAGGAUUUACAGUCUAUUCUAAAAGAGGAGACACCACACGGAAUUAGAAGUUGUGCAACGGCUCUUUUGAGAGGAGAGGCCCGAAUAACAGGAGAAAAGGUCUUUGGUCCUGGAAAAAAAAUGAAUGUUGUGCAUCACUAGCUAGUGACAGAGUUGCCUUGUGCUUACUCAGCUAGCUGUGUUCCGUAUUUCAGCUGUCUCCAUGCGGCUUAGGCUAAUGUCAGUACGGGGAAAAAACUGUGCGAUGAGCACCUGAUUCUGUUGCCUUGCUUAACUCUAAAGCUCCAUGUUCUGGGCCUAAAAUCACAGAAAUCUGGAAUUGUUUUCUUACAUUCACAUAUGUAAACCAGAGUGUUCUAUGUCCUACAACCUUGGUUUUUAAAAAGGAAGGGUGUUACGAUAAAUCAAACUUGUGUCAUGCUGACAGGAAAGACUGGAUUUUCCAUAUUUCUUACUAAAAAUUCCACCAUUUAGAAGAGAACUCUGGAAGAGACAAACCUGAAGAGUGGCCUUAUCUUCACUUUAUCUACAAGUCGGUUUAUUUGUUUUAUCGUGUACAUUUUUAUAUUCUCCUUUUGACACUAUAACUGUUUGCUUUUCUAAUCUUGUUAAAUAUAUCUAUUUUUACCAAAGGUAUUUAAUAUUCUUUUUUAUGACAACCUAGAUCAACUAUUUUUUAGCUUGGUAAAAUUUUUCUAAACAGAAUUGUUAUAGCCAGAGGAACAAAGAUGGUAUAAAAUAUUGUUGCUCUGACAGAAAUACAUGUAUCUCAUGGUCAUACGGUGCUAGAGCUUAGAUUGAUCUGCGUUUUAAAAUAUUGAAGUGAGAAAUCAAUAGGAUUUGAUAAGUUGCAAAGACUUUUGGAAAAUAAAUUAUCAUAUCUUCUACCCCUAUUAUUGGAAAUGCAAAUAAAAAGCAACCUAUGAAAGUUAGGCAUUCAGAUUCAGAAUCAACUACUAACCCCUAACCCUUCUUUUGGUUAAUGUGAGCCUAGCUCAGAAGAAUAUAAAGCACCUUGAAGAAAGACUGGACAGCUUACUGACAAAGCGCACUCUGCUAUCCUGUAGGAACACAUCCUAUUUAUUGUGAUGUUCUGGUUUUAUUAUCUUUAAACUCUGUUCCAUACCCUUGUAUAAAUACAUGGAUAUUUUUAUGUACAGAAGUAUAUCCCGUAACCGAUUCACUUAUUGUACUCUUUGGCAAUUGAAAUGAAAAUCAGUAAAUUACUUUGCUUGUACAAUGCUUAAUAUUGUGCCUAGGUUAUGUGGUGACUAUUUGAAUUAAAAACGUAUUGGAUCACCAAAUUAAAAAAAAUGUGGCUAUUUUGGAGAUAAACGGGGUGUGUGUGUGUGUGUGUGUGUGUGUGUGCGCGCGCGCACGCAAGAUUUGUCUCGAGGCCAGGAGAGUGAAGAUCAAGUUUUGUGUUACCGUGGUUUCCGUUAUGCAAAAGCCUGUGUCAAUUCAAAAAAGACAGGUAGAAAAGUGUUGAGGAUUCCCUGUCUCUUGUCGCCAAUAUUUUGGAGCUCAUUUCUUUUUCUCCCUGGUCUUGAUACUGAUUUCUGGUAUAUUAAAUUGCACCUGACUUGAAA